AUGCUAUUAAAGUUCAUUUCAAGAUAUUCUUUAUUCUUGGUAUCAGUAAUAGUGACAGGUGCACUUUGUGAACAAACACCGGGGAAAUAUGACAUUAUGCAAAGAAUAAAGGAUGAUAUAUAUAGAAAUAGAUACCAAGUAACUAAUACUAGAUAUUUAGUAUGGUUAUUAAUUAUUAUACCAGUAGCUAUUUGUAUCCCUUGCCUUAUAUGGGUGUGGUGUAAUGACCAAUGUAUACAAUUUAUAUAUUACCGUAAUCGUAAGAGAUUAGCAAAGGAACAACGCAUAAUUAAUGAGAUAAUAGAUAAUAGUCUAUCAAAUAUUGAGGAUCAGAAUCAAGUUUAUAAUAUGAAUCUGGCAUUACCAGCUCCUUUAGUUGCAACUCCUAAUAACAAUAUAAAUAUCCAAAUGACACCCUUUAAUUACAUUCCACAACCUUAUAAUCAAAAUUAUAUAAAUAAACAAUGUAAUGGUUGCCAGCAAUGUUGUAAUGAUAGAAGUACCUAA
Messenger RNA from Cryptosporidium muris RN66, 507 nucleotides. RefSeq lists its product as uncharacterized. The record is from RefSeq and is a predicted model, not a curated record. The coding region runs from base 1 to 507 and encodes 168 amino acids. The transcript has a single exon. Lineage: Eukaryota; Apicomplexa; Conoidasida; Eucoccidiorida; Cryptosporidiidae.